Pestalotiopsis fici W106-1 is the source of this 1260-nucleotide messenger RNA. RefSeq lists its product as uncharacterized. NCBI's taxonomy places the organism in Eukaryota, Fungi, Ascomycota, Sordariomycetes, Amphisphaeriales, Sporocadaceae. The transcript has 5 exons. Gene Ontology annotation, cellular component: mitochondrion; lipid droplet; plasma membrane. The record is from RefSeq and is a predicted model, not a curated record. Bases 1 to 1260 code for a protein of 419 amino acids. Gene Ontology annotation, biological process: glycolipid biosynthetic process.
AUGUCUGCAAAGCGGCACGGACGUCAAUACGACGUUGUCGUUUUCGGUGCCACAGGGUAUACUGGUCUCAUGACUGCUGAGCACAUUGCAGCUCGUUUCCCGACAGAUACCAAAUGGGCACUUGCUGGUCGAUCAGCAGAGAAGCUGCAAAAGGUUGUGGCCGAAUGCAAGACUAUAAACGCAGAUAGGAUUCAGCCUGAGAUUGAAAUCUGCAGCCUCAAUGACGAUGAUCUAUUGGCUCUGGCGAGAAAGACCUUUGUGCUAAUCACCACUGUUGGCCCCUACGCGCAGUAUGGUGAGCAUGCCUUCAAAGCAUGUGCAGAAGCAGGCACACACUAUAUUGAUUGCACUGGUGAGGCGCCAUGGACCUUGAAGAUGAUCAAGAAGUACGAAUCAAAGGCCAAGGAAACAGGCGCAAUAAUCAUUCCGCAAAGUGGAGUUGAGUCCGCACCAUCCGACGUACUGGCCUGGGAACUGUGCCGGACUAUACGCUCUCAACUGUCCGCUCCGACCGCUGAUGUGAUAGUGGAAAUACACGAGCUCAAUUCUGUACCUUCCGGAGGCACACUGGCUACGUUGCUUGGUCUCUUCGAUUCCUUUAGCAUCCAGGAAUUCGUAGACUCCGUCAAGCCGUAUGCUUUGUCUCCGGUUCCUCAUCCACGCGGUACUCCCAGCCCCUCGAUCUUCUCGAGACUCACAGGCUUGUACAAUGUUCCCAAUCUUGGGCUGCUGAGCACUUCUAUUACUGCUGCAACGAAUGCUUCUAUUGUUCAGCGCACCUGGGGCCUAUUUCAGCUAGAGCCGAGCCGUCAAAAGGAGUUUUAUGGCUCCAACUUCUCCUACCAGGAACUCAUGAAGGCCAGGAACUUUGCUACUGGUAUUGCCAUGCAUUAUGGCGCCAUGGUAGCCGGCGCUCUGCUCAUGUUUGUUCCCCCAUUUCGAACCCUUGUCCGCAAGUUCGUCUUCAAGCCAGGGGAAGGACCCAGCCGAGAGGAUUGUGCAAACGAGUAUAUAGAGUUCAGGGGUAUCGCCAACCCUGACCUACCCAAUAGCCGCAAGCAGGCCUUUGUCAAGGCUCGAUACCAAGGAUCAAUGUAUUAUCUAACCGCGACCCUCAUGGCCCAUGCUGCCGCUACGUUGUUGCAAGAAGAUGUUAAAUUGAGCGGAGGAGUCUAUACGCCCGCCAGCUUGGGUCAGGGAUAUGUCGAUCGCCUGGACGAGAAUGGAUUCAAAGUAGAGUCCAAACUGUUGGACUUGUAG